AUGGCUGCCUCCACCAUGUCUGUCUGCUCUGAUGCUCCCACCAACUCCUCCUGGCAGGUGGACGACUGCCCAGAGAGCUGCUGUGAGCCCUGCGGCUGUGCCUCCAGCUGCUGCCACUGCUGUGCCCCCAGCUGCUGUGCCCCAACCCCUUGCCUCCUCUGCACCCCAAUGAGCUGUGUGUCCAGCCCCUGCUGCCAGUCUUCCUGCUGCACACCCUCAUGCUGCCAGCAGUCUAGCUGCCAGCCAGCUUGCUGCACCUGCUCCCCCUGCCAGCAGCCCUGUGGUGUGACCCUUUGCUGCAAGCCUGUCUGCUGUGUGCCAGUCUGCUGUGGUGCUUCCUCCUCAUGCUGCCAGCAGUCUAGCUGUGAGCCCUCUUGCUGCACCUCCUCCCCCUGCCAGCAGCCCUGUGGUGUGACCCUUUGCUGCAAGCCUGUGUGCUGCACACCCAUCUGCUCUGAAUCCUGCUGCCAGCAGUCUAGCUGCCAGUCCUCCUGCUGCCAGCCCUCCUGCUGUGUGCCUGUCUGCUGCAGGCCUGUGUGCUGCACACCCAUCUGCUCUGCCUCCUCCUCCUCCUGCUGCCAGCCCUCCUGCUGUGCUCCUGUGUGCUGCAAGCCUGUGUGCUGCAAGCCCUGCUCCAGCCUGUCCCUGCUGUGCAGCCCUGUGUGCAGACCUGCCUGCUGUGUGCCUACCUCCUCCUGCUGUGCCUCCUCCUGCCAGCCCAGCUGCUGUCGCCCAGCCUCCUGUGUGUCCCUGCUGUGCCGCCCUGCCUGCUCCAGACAGGCCUGCUCUGGACAGAAGUCCAGCUGCUGA
Rattus norvegicus (Norway rat) is the source of this 810-nucleotide messenger RNA. Lineage: Eukaryota; Metazoa; Chordata; Mammalia; Rodentia; Muridae. The record is from RefSeq and is a predicted model, not a curated record.